Molecule: messenger RNA, 1240 nt
Organism: Humulus lupulus (European hop)
Lineage: Eukaryota; Viridiplantae; Streptophyta; Magnoliopsida; Rosales; Cannabaceae
Product: glycine-rich protein A3-like
Exons: 3
Coding region: 417-980 (187 amino acids)
Source: RefSeq, a predicted model, not a curated record
GUCACAACUUGAGGACCAAUAAUAUGAUAUUGACAUCCUAUUUAAAAAAAGAUGUGAACAUUAGAAACAGACGAUAUAUUAUUUUAAAAGAUUUAACUGAUAAAAUGGAAAGUGAGAAGAAGUUUUACUUUUCCAUUUGAUUGAAUGAUUUAGUUUUACAUAACAAAAUACAUAGCUUGACAAAAUGCACAAAAACAUAUUAACAUUUCUAGUCGGCCAACAACUAUUUCAACACUCUUCUAUCUCUUUCCACUACACCUGUACUUAUCUCUAUCUAUAAAUACUACUCUCUCUCCAUACCCUUUUUAGAUAUUAUAUGUUCGAACCUCUUCUACCACUUUCUCCAUACCCUGCCAAACCCAAUUCCCUCGUCGUCUCAGUUUUAGUUUAGUUUGUUAAGAAAGAAGAAAAAAAAAAUGGGUGGUGGAAAAGAUAAACAUGAGGAGCAUGACAAAGGGCUACUUGGGACACUUGGACACAUUGUGGGACAGCAAGUAGGAGGACACCAUGGACAACAUGGUGGAUAUCCCCAGCCCCAACAGUACCCUCCACCUCCUGGUGCAUACCCUCCUCAGCAGGGUUACCCUCCUCAACAACAGGGUUACCCUCCUCAGCAGGGUUACCCUCCUCAACAGGGCUACCCUCCGGCGGGCUAUCCAUCCGCCGGGGGUGGAUACCCGCCGGCUGGUUAUCCAGGCUCAUCUGAUCAUCAUUCAGGAGGGCAUGGCGGUGGCAUGGGAUCCAUGUUGGGUGGUGGGGGUGCGGCUGCAGCCGCUGCUUAUGGUGCUCAGCAUCUUAGUCACGGCACGCACGGCACGCACGGCUCUCAGUAUCCACAACCAUAUGGGGGCGCGCAUAUGAUGCAUGGCGGCAAGUUUAAGCAGCAUGGACAUGGUGGCAAGUUCAAGCACGGCAAGCAUGGCAAGCACGGUAAGCACGGCAAGCACGGCGGCAUGUUCGGUGGUGGAAAGUAUAAGUAGUAGUCCAUUCUCUGCCUCGCGCCCGCCUAUGCCAGGGCUCGGCCAUAUAUAUAUAUAUAUAUAUAGUGAUAUUUUGAUGUUUUUAGUUUGGUGAUUAUGAUUUCCCCAGAAUAAUCUGAUACAGACAUUCACAUUGGCAGUGUUUGAAUGUAUUUUGUCUUUUGUCUGUUUUGUUUGUUUCAUCUUUUAUUUUCUAGUUACCGACUUGUUGUUAAUUUUAGUAUCUGAAGUUAUGAAAACUUACACGUAAUUUGUCCCAA